Aplosporella prunicola CBS 121167 is the source of this 1158-nucleotide messenger RNA. RefSeq lists its product as uncharacterized. Bases 58 to 813 code for a protein of 251 amino acids. The transcript is spliced from 2 exons. NCBI's taxonomy places the organism in Eukaryota, Fungi, Ascomycota, Dothideomycetes, Botryosphaeriales, Aplosporellaceae. The record is from RefSeq and is a predicted model, not a curated record.
AUCUGCUUAUUUCUCCGUCAGCUUUCUUUUACCUCAACUACAGACCUAGUGCAAAAAAUGUCGUCUUCAAAGCGCAUUGUUCUCAUUACAGGAGCGAAUCAAGGAGUGGGUUUCGAGACGGCUAAGAACCUUGCUCUUUCCUCGUCCGAUUACCAUGUCCUCCUCGGAAGCCGCUCAGCCGAGCGCGGGAGGGAUGCUGUCACCCAACUCGAGGGCCUUCCAAUUGCAGGGACUGUCGAAGCCAUCCAGAUCGACGUCACAUCACACGACUCGAUAAACGCGGCCGUAGAACACGUCAAAAAGGUUCACAGCCGUCUUGACUGCCUCGUCAACAACGCCGCCGUCUCGAGCACCGCUCCCACAUCCACCGAACGCAUGCAAGUCAACCUCGCUACCAACGUGGUCGGGCCCGUAGCCACGACCGAGGCUUUCUUCGAUCUCUUGUCUGCGUCAAAAGACCCGCGCAUUGUUUUCGUCAGCUCGUCCAUGGGGUCGCUCACUCACGCCAGCGAUCCUUCUUCGCCUUACUAUAUCAGUAAAGUCGACCGUGACUGGAGGGAGUACCGCACUUCCAAAGCAGCUCUCAAUAUGUACAUGAUUGAAACCUACAAGAGGCUUGCGCCAAAGGGCUUUAAGGUCUGGUCGGCUGAUCCGGGCCUCCUUGCUACUGGCUUCAUUGGCGCUGAACAGGCGAAGCAAGUCGAUGCUGGGGAUCCUAGUCUAGGAGGUGAGCUUGUGGCGAGUGUGGUACGGGGUGAUAGAGAUGCCGAUGUAGGUAGGGUCGUCGGGCGGUAUGGUGUAGGCCUGUGGUAGACUGUCCAGUCAAAACAAAAGUUGUUAUGGAGGUGGCUGGAUGAAGUCGAGUCGUCAUGAACAGGCUUUCGCAGAUGGUACUAAAUACAGUCGCUUUCAUCUCUGAGUCCCCGGCCAGUUUUCCUACUGCGGCAACGCAUCCCCUACCUUAAUACUCUACGAAGACAAGCCCCGCACGACUAUAUAAAGCAGGUUAAGGGGCCCAAUACAAUACUGAUACUAAUUAUUCCCUCUUACCGCACAUAUAACGUUAGGUAUAUUGUAUUACCGCUAGUUGCUACGUGAAAUAUACAAACAGCUAGGCAAGAGCAAUGGGUUUCAGUAAUCAUAUUAAGUUUUUCUGGC